Alternaria novae-zelandiae is the source of this 2091-nucleotide messenger RNA. RefSeq lists its product as uncharacterized. Gene Ontology annotation, cellular component: nucleus. Gene Ontology annotation, molecular function: nucleic acid binding. The record is from RefSeq and is a predicted model, not a curated record. NCBI's taxonomy places the organism in Eukaryota, Fungi, Ascomycota, Dothideomycetes, Pleosporales, Pleosporaceae. Bases 1 to 2091 code for a protein of 696 amino acids. The transcript has 3 exons.
AUGACUCUUACCAUGAUUCAAACCCCAACCGAGUUCGAGGCGGAUCAGCUCUACAACGCCAUUCACUACUCAGAUUUCGCCUAUGACUACACAACGGCGGUUUCAGCCUAUUUGAAAGACUUUCCUGCUCUCCCCUCCGUUCCGACCACCGAAUACUCCUACGCACCAACCUCAAUACCUACUUGGUGGCCAGACUUCACGCACAGUACACUUUUGUCAGACAUGUCUUAUCCAGUCUCACCAAGAGAGUUGAAAUCUCUCAUCGAAGCCGAAUUACACCAAGGUCUCACGCAGUCAGCUAUCCUCCAGCAUUGGAUGAAGAGAUCUGGGAGCGAAAUCCCGCUUGGCAGUGCCGCUGCAGCCGCAGCACUCCAAGACGCUAUUAUCGUGGCCUCUGAUGCCGAGUGGUACGAGCACGAUGACCAUUUCAUCACGGAACUCGGGAUAUCUGUUCUCGAUCCGCGUUCCGUGCCACAACCAUUUUCCUCAUCACCAUGGGGUAUUCUCACCAGCAUGGAGAACUACCACGUGCGCAUCAAACCACACGCACAUCUCACCAACAAAGACCUCUGCGAAGGGCAUCCAAAUGCCUUUCAAUUCGGCAGCACAACCUUUGUCAGCGUGAACGAAGCGACAGAAAUGCUGCGCAGCGUUUUCACCCGCCGAGACAUAUACGGCAAUCUACGUCCAAUAAUCUUCGUCGGCCAUGCCGUCUCGAAUGACUACGAAGUCAUAAAAUCGCGCUUUGGUCUCGACCUUGAAGAACUCGGCACCAUCGUCGCAACAAUCGACACGCAAGUGCUGGCCGUAGAACACGGCCUCGUAAACCCAUCCCGCAAGAUCCGCCUCGCGCACCUCCUCGCCGAAUACGACAUCAAAGAACCAUACCUUCACAACGCCGGCAACGACAUCGUAUGCACCAUGAUCGCCGCCUUCCUCAUGCUUUGUCCACCCCCUGCAGCCCCGCUCAACAAACUCCAUUACGUAGACAUCAAAGCGCAACUCCGCGACGCGGGUCAAACCGCCAUCAAAGAAGGCCGCGGAUAUGGCAAAUGCAUUCAUGUAGUCAAGCAGGCUGCGCUGAUCAAGAAACAGGGCAGCAUGGGCUAUGGACAGGCCUUGUUCUCUUACGUCUUCGACGCACUACCGCUGCUUGCCGACAAGCUCCAGCAUCUCUACACGCUUGUGUUACCUCAUCGACCUGUCUCAGCGUUCACAGUCAUGUCUUACCGCGCCUUUCACGACAUGCCCACCGAGCUUAUCGAGGCCGCCGCAGGCUAUAUGGACGACGCAGACCUUCUGUCCUUUCGCUUGACAUGUAGACAUGCAGACGCGAAGACUCUACGCGUAGUCGGCAAGCGCUUCUUCUCCAGCCUCAAGACUACUCUGAUGGCGUCCAAUCUCGAGAAGCUCGACGGCGUCUCUCGAAGUGCGCGACUAGCCAAAUACGUUCGGAACAUCCGGAUCGAAGACGACCAACUGGAGGUUGUAUCAUCUAUGCCCUCGGGCGAAGGCAAUUGUCUAGAUCCACGGGAGCUAGCGAUGUUGAGAGCGAGGCAUCGCAGAUGGCUGCGCGAAACAAUGGUCGUCCCUGAGGUGGACAAGACCGCCGUUGCCAAAUUGAAGGCCAUAAUCGAAGAACGCCUUUUGUCUCUGGAUACCCUUGCUAUUCACUACUCUGACACUAGAGAUGUGGAGAAAGCUACGGAAGCUACCAUCGCUCUCGCUCAAGAGAUCGUUCUAGACGGGAAACUUGCCAGUACCGCAUUCUCAGUCUACCUCAGUUCCCGAGGGCUUUCCUGGGUAGGAGCCGUCUUGACUCUGUACUUUGAUCGAUCCAGAGAAGGCUUGGAUAACAGACUGCUUCAGGAUGUGGGAUUGCAGCUGUUGUCCGGUGGGCCUCCGCCGGACUACCUGCUUACCGCAGUUUCCGAGUGCACGCAAAGGUUGGGACAUCUCCGAAUGGAGUGCACAGGACCGCAAUACGCCCUACUUGUCGGCCUCGUGUACCAAGGAAGGCGCCUGCCCAAGCGGACAAUCCUGCGGUUUUCGUCGUCAAAGGCGUUUCGACAAUUUUACAGGACAUCCUGA